Molecule: messenger RNA, 1976 nt
Organism: Penaeus chinensis
Lineage: Eukaryota; Metazoa; Arthropoda; Malacostraca; Decapoda; Penaeidae
Gene: ple
Product: tyrosine 3-monooxygenase-like
Exons: 6
Coding region: 20-1039 (339 amino acids)
Biological process (GO): dopamine biosynthetic process from tyrosine
Cellular component (GO): axon; cytoplasm; perikaryon
Molecular function (GO): iron ion binding; tyrosine 3-monooxygenase activity
Source: RefSeq, a predicted model, not a curated record
CUCUCCUCCCGACCUCCUGAUGCCAGAGCCGUGGUUCCCGAAGCACAUCAGCGAGCUGGACAUGUGCAACCACCUCAUGACCAAGUACGAACCGGACCUCGACAUGGACCAUCCCGGCUUCGCGGACCAGGAGUACAGGGCGAGGAGGAAGGAGAUCGCCGAUAUCGCCUUCAAAUAUAAGCACGGCGAACCCAUACCCCGCAUCGCGUACCGGCCGGAGGAGAUCUCGACGUGGGGCGCCGUCUUCACGGAGCUCGAGCGCCUGAUCCCGACCCACGCCUGCCGCCAGUACCGAGAAGUGUGGGAGGUCCUGAAGCGGGAGUGUGGCUACGCGCCGGACAACAUCCCGCAGUUGGAAGACGUGUCCAGGUUCAUGAAACGUCGCACCGGCUUCACCCUCCGGCCAGCAGCAGGCCUCCUGACGGCGAGGGACUUCCUGGCUUCUCUCGCCUUCAGGGUAUUCCAGUGCACGCAGUACAUUCGCCAUUACUCCUCCCCCCACCACUCCCCCGAGCCCGACGCCAUUCACGAACUCCUCGGCCACGCCCCCCUCCUCGCCUACCCGCAGUUCGCUCAGUUCUCUCACGAGCUGGGUCUUGCCUCCCUCGGGGCGUCUGACGAGGAGAUCGAGAAGUUCGCUACUAUGUACUGGUUCACCGUGGAAUUCGGGCUCUGUCGGGAGAGCGGCGAGAUUCGGGCUUGGGGCGCCGGGCUCCUGAGCAGCUUCGGGGAGCUGCAGCACGCCCUUUCCGACAAGCCCGACAGGCGCCCCUUCGACCCGGCCAAGACCGCUGUCCAGCCGUACCAGGAUCAGGACUACCAAGACCUCUACUUCGUCUCCGAGAGCAUUGACGACGCGCAGGAGAAGUUCAAGCGGUGGACCUCCCAGACUCUGAGUCGGCCCUACGAAGUCCGCUACGAGCCGUACAGCCAGAGUGUGCAGACUCUCGAUUCGGUUCAGAAACUUGAGGAACUGAGCACGGCGAUGAGCACGGAAGUCUCGCGUCUAAGGAAUGCUAUUCAGAAGAUGAAGUUUUGAAGUGACUGGAGGAAGAAGGGAUUUCUGAAGUGACUGGAGAGAGGGGUGGAGUUUCUGAAGGAAAGUGGAGUUUCUGAAGGAAAGCGGAGUUUCUGAAGGAAAGUGGAGUUUCUGAAGUGACGGAGGAAAAUGGAGUUUAUGAAGUGACUGGAGAGAGUAUGAAGUUUCCGAAGUGGCUGAGGAAAACGAAGAUUCCGAAACAUCUGGAGAGACAAAACGUUUCUCAAGUGACUUAGGAAGAUGGAGUUUCUGAGAGAGAAAAAAAAAAAAAAAAAAAAAAAACACUUGAGGAAAACUAAGUUCUGAAAUGACUGGAGAGACAUGAAGUUUCUGAAGUGACUUUAGGAAAAUCAUAAUUCUGAAGUGACUGAGGAAAAUGAAGGAAAAGAUGAGAAUGACUUUUUGCUUCAGAUCGUUAAGAUAUUCUCUCUCUGAUACGUCGUUAACUAUCACUGUCAUUUCAUUUUGUUUGUGUGAGUUUGGGAAGAACAAACACACAAACAAAACAAAAAGGACAUUAGAACCUCCUCGUCUCCUCAUUUUUUAUUCCGUAAACAAUUUAUCUAUUUAUCUAUCUAUUGAUUUAUUUAUUCAUGUUUGCUAUCUUCAUUUACAAAUUUCAAGUCAGGAGGAUACAGAAGUUGUUUUUUAUCAAAUUGUCUUGUUUUCAUUGCCUUUUCAUCUCCCAUGUAGCGUGUUUGUCUGUGUAAGAUAUAUGAAUGUAUAUUGUUAGGGUGGAACAAGAAUGUCUAGUUAUGUUAAGUAUAUAUGGCUUAUGAAUAUCAAAAGACGUGUUUUUUGUUAUGGUAUAUUUAUAGUAAACAUGAGAGUCAAAGACAGAAAAUCUACACACACUCAUUAGUACAUACAUAUACACACAUAUACUUAUACACACACACACACACAUGUAUACAUACAUGCAUACAUAACACACACA